AUGCAGGUGACCAUGCAGAAUGCAGUUCAGGUGUGGUUUGGUGAUGACCUUCCCUUAAGUCCCCGAAGUCCUCUGACUCCUAGACAUGGGCCAGGUUUGGCAGAUGUGUGCCUCUAUGACCAAUGGAUAUCUGUGCGGCAUGAAGCAACUUUGGUGCCUAUGCAAGAAGAUCUGUCAAUCUGGCUGUCUGGCUUGCUGGGAAUAGAAGUCAAAGCAGAACAACUGCUAGAAGAACUUGAUAAUGGAGUGCUACUCUGUCAAUUGGUUGGUGUUCUUCAAAAUACAAUUAAAAAAUGUUGUAGCUCAAAUAAUUUAAGGAAUUUUCCUAUGAGAAAAGUUCCAUGUAAGAAGGAUGCACCAUCAGGAUCUUUUUUUGCCAGAGAUAAUACAGCCAACUUUCUUAACUGGUGUAGGGCCAUUGGAGUUGAUGAGACUUAUCUCUUUGAAUCUGAAGGUUUAGUUUUGCAUAAAGAUCCAAGGCAAGUGUAUCUUUGUCUUUUGGAAAUUGGGCGCAUUGUAUCCAGGUAUGGAGUUGAACCUCCUGUACUUGUAAAACUAGAGAAGGAAAUUGAGUUAGAAGAAACGCUGCUGCUGACCUCUGGACCACCAUCACCUAUUAGCACACCAAAGUCAUGUUCUCACCAUGGGGAGCUACAUGAGGCAGUUAAACAUAUAGCAGAAGAUCCUCCCUGCAGUUGUUCCCAUCGAUUUUCAAUUGAAUACUUAUCAGAGGGACGUUAUAGACUGGGAGAUAAAAUACUCUUCAUACGAAUGCUACACGGCAAGCAUGUGAUGGUGCGUGUUGGUGGAGGCUGGGACACUCUUCAAGGUUUUCUGCUUAAAUAUGAUCCGUGCCGAGUGCUUCAAUUUGCAACGCUGGAGCAAAAAAUCCUGGCGUUUCAGAAAGGGGUCACCAGUGACAGUGUCCCAAACUCCUCAGCUAGAAUUCAAGAGCCUCCUCUUAUGAAUCCAAUGUCAGCUGUCAAUAUAUUUCAAAAGCAGGCAUCAAAACCUCCUACUCCUGUUUCAGCUCUCAGGGCCAGUGCUAAGAAGGCUUUAUCUAAACGUCCUCAGUCUCCUGCCCUGGCAUCACCAAAAGUGCCAGCAACUCCAUCCUCCACAGCCAAGUCAUUGACAGUCAGGUCCAAAUUACAAGGGUCUUCAGCGACAGGUGUGCAGUCUCCUUUUAAACCAUCAGCUGGCACCUCAAAGAAACUGGAGUCUCCUGCACACAACUCGCCAGCCUCUGCUCUUUCACAGCCUGUAAACAAAAGCUCUUCAUCUGCAGGAACAAGAAUGGCUCUCGUUCACUCUGAAACCUUGCGCAAACGUAUUCGGUCCCCGGAUUCUCCCAAGGUGAAAUUUACCCUGCCUCAGGGCAGCCCAGCACUAGCGCUGCAUCCUGCCCUCUCGUCCUCUGGAAGGCAGCCAUCUCGCUUGCCUGGGACAGCUGAAACUAUGCAUUCAAAACAGAAGCAUGUCCCAGCUAAAUGCAAACCUGCAUCUGUCACUAAAACCAAAGGGAGUUCAGUUGCUCGGAGGGCUGCUCAGCUGCCUGUUACAAAUCUGCGUGCUGGUGCCAAGAUUGCACAUUCUCAGCAGCUCCUUGCAAAACCACCUGAAAAUGCUGCUCAGACCUCAGGAACUGGGUCUUGGCAUCCUCAGAAAGCUCCACAAACAGCCUCUGACCUGGUAAGGAAUCUGAAAAAUGUUUCAGUCCUGAAACACUCAGCUUCUUCACCUUCCCUUGCGGUUGGCCAAGCAUCAAAGUCACAACCUACACUAGUAUCUACAAGCAAAAAUGUAUCCUCAGCUGUCAAUAAGCAGCCAAAUGUCAAUAAGCAGCCAAAUGUCAGUAAGCCCCCUCGAGUUGGACCCAGUUCGUCCAAACCUCUGGAGCGCACUCCCUUAUCUGUUGUACGGCUUCCUCAAACUUCAGCCAAAGUGACAGUGACCAAAAAGCCAGCACAGCCUUCCACAAAAGGUCAGCCUUCAACCAAAACCUUGCAAGCAAAUGAAAGCCUGGCCCCAGCAGCCAAGAAGCCUCUCUCUAAGGGAAAAUCAGCAACAGCAUGUAACAAAGGAAUGCCUGGUGCAUCAGAUGGUCCUCUUCUGAAGAGCAGGCAAGAUGAUCACUACUUUGUUAUGACAGGGAGUAAAAAACCCAGAAAGUAA
Messenger RNA from Merops nubicus (carmine bee-eater), 2175 nucleotides. It is a transcript of the gene GAS2L3, whose product is annotated as growth arrest-specific 2 like 3. Bases 1 to 2175 code for a protein of 724 amino acids. Gene Ontology annotation, cellular component: actin filament. Gene Ontology annotation, molecular function: cytoskeletal adaptor activity; microtubule binding; actin filament binding. The transcript is spliced from 8 exons. The record is from RefSeq and is a predicted model, not a curated record. NCBI's taxonomy places the organism in Eukaryota, Metazoa, Chordata, Aves, Coraciiformes, Meropidae. Gene Ontology annotation, biological process: actin crosslink formation.